Messenger RNA from Chlorocebus sabaeus (green monkey), 7020 nucleotides. RefSeq names its product pantothenate kinase 1 (gene PANK1). Lineage: Eukaryota; Metazoa; Chordata; Mammalia; Primates; Cercopithecidae. Gene Ontology annotation, biological process: coenzyme A biosynthetic process. Gene Ontology annotation, molecular function: pantothenate kinase activity; ATP binding. The record is from RefSeq and is a predicted model, not a curated record. Gene Ontology annotation, cellular component: nucleus; cytosol.
ACCAAACGCACAGGCACACGCGCGCGCGCGCGUAAGCACACACUCACAAAGCGGGGAGGGUAACGUGAAUGACCUUGCAAAGGUAUCUUGCCCACUGGGGACAGGAUUAGCAAACCUGAAACCUCUGCAAAUAUUUGUCUUCCUCCCGUAUUCCUCCUGAAGCGGUUCGCUCCUCUCGCUGUCUCUCCCAGACCCCUCUCGUUUUCACUCCGCCAUACAAAGCCCAACCCGCCCAUCUCCUCUCUGCAAGCCCAGAGAACUUGAUUCCCCAUGUUGAAACUCGUCGGUGGCGGUGGCGGGCAGGACUGGGCAUGCUCAGUGGCGGGGACCAGUCUGGGAGGCGAGGAAGCCGCGUUUGAAGUCGCGCGGCCCGGGGAUCGGGGGAAGGCGGGCGGCGGGAGCCCCGGCUGGGGGUGCGCGGGGAUCCCCGAUUCCGAGCCCUGGGCUGGCGUGCUCCAGGCCGGCGUCGUGGGGCCGGCGCGCGGGGGGCAGGGCGCGGAGGAGGUGGGGGAGUCGGCAGGAGGAGGGGAGGAGCACCGGGUUCGCCAUCCCCAGGCGCCGGCUCUGCGGCUGUUGAAUCGGAAGCCGCAGGGAGGAUCCGGGGAAAUAAAGACGCCCGAGAAUGACCUCCAGCGAGGCCGCCUGAGCCGGGGCCCGCGCGCAGCCCCGCCAGCACCCGGCAUGGGCGACCGCGGCGGGCAGCCGGAGCGCUCGGCCCCGCACUCCCCUGGGGCCCCCGUGGGCACCAGCGCCGCCGCUGUGAACGGGCUGCUGCACAACGGCUUCCAUCCGCCGCCAGUCCAGCCGCCGCUCGUCUGCAGCCGGGGUCCCGUGGGCGGCAACGACGCAGUGCCCCAGCGCCUCCCGCUCCUACCGGAGCUCCAGCCGCAGCCACUGCUCCCUCAGCAUGAUUCCCCGGCCAAGAAAUGCCGGCUGCGGAGGAGGAUGGACUCGGGGAGAAAGAACAGGCCGCCAUUCCCAUGGUUUGGCAUGGACAUCGGUGGAACGCUGGUUAAAUUGGUCUACUUCGAACCGAAGGAUAUUACAGCCGAAGAGGAGCAAGAGGAAGUAGAGAACCUGAAGAGCAUCCGGAAGUAUUUGACUUCUAAUACUGCUUAUGGGAAAACUGGGAUCCGAGACGUCCACCUGGAACUGAAAAACCUGACCAUGUGUGGACGCAAAGGGAACCUGCACUUCAUCCGCUUUCCCAGCUGUGCUAUGCACAGGUUCAUUCAGAUGGGCAGCGAGAAAAACUUCUCUAGCCUUCACACCACCCUGUGUGCUACAGGAGGUGGAGCUUUCAAGUUUGAAGAGGACUUCAGAAUGAUUGCUGACCUGCAGCUGCAUAAACUGGAUGAACUGGACUGUCUGAUUCAGGGCCUGCUUUAUGUCGACUCUGUUGGCUUCAACGGCAAGCCAGAAUGUUACUAUUUUGAAAAUCCCACAAAUCCUGAAUUGUGUCAAAAAAAGCCGUACUGCCUUGAUAACCCAUACCCUAUGUUGCUGGUUAACAUGGGCUCAGGUGUCAGCAUUCUAGCUGUGUACUCCAAGGACAACUAUAAAAGAGUUACAGGGACCAGUCUUGGAGGUGGAACAUUCCUAGGCCUAUGUUGCUUGCUGACUGGUUGUGAGACCUUUGAAGAAGCUCUGGAAAUGGCAGCUAAAGGCGACAGCACCAAUGUUGAUAAGCUGGUGAAGGACAUUUACGGAGGAGACUAUGAACGAUUUGGCCUUCAAGGAUCUGCUGUAGCAUCAAGCUUUGGCAACAUGAUGAGUAAAGAAAAGCGAGAUUCCAUCAGCAAGGAAGACCUCGCCCGGGCCACAUUGGUCACCAUCACCAACAACAUUGGCUCCAUUGCUCGGAUGUGUGCGUUGAAUGAGAAUAUAGACAGAGUUGUGUUUGUUGGAAAUUUUCUCAGAAUCAAUAUGGUCUCCAUGAAGCUGCUAGCAUAUGCCAUGGAUUUUUGGUCCAAAGGACAACUAAAAGCUCUAUUUUUGGAACAUGAGGGUUAUUUUGGAGCCGUUGGGGCCCUGUUGGAACUGUUCAAAAUGACCGAUGACAAGUAGAGAUGAGCAGUGGAGGGAACAGCCUCCCCAAAGGACAGAGAACUAAAAAAUUGCUGCUGGAGAAGGUGAAAGUCGCUUUGGGACGGAAACCAAGCCAUUAUGGCAGAUGAACCUGCUGGAUUUGUAAAUAAUUUAAAAUCCUUCCAGAUGAUCUUUUACUCUUAGGUUUUGAGCUAAUGAUUCAAAACAGGGGAAUAUAAAAGGUUUUUUUUCUGUAUACUGUAUUUUUUUAAAAAAAUGGUGCAGCGUGGCCAAACCUACCAAUUGUAUGCAUUAACUUUGAAAAGUUGUUUGAUGUUUAAGAAGGACCUGAUAUGUAAGCGCUGUUCAUUUUUCUUCUGGGGUUUACUGAUCAGUGUGGUGAUUUUAACUUCAUUUAGUAAUUACUCUAGGAGAUUUUACCGUGACUCAUAUUUUUCAUGACGUUUCAUGAUUUGCUGUUGGUUUCAAAUGAAACUACAAAUCUGGCAUGUUUUACUGUGAACACUUUUGUUAUUUGUUUGUUUACCCUUUUUUGUCUUGUUUUUCUGUUUUAGUUGUCUUAUGAAAAAAGAGAGUCCUUCCCUCUGUUUCUGUCCUCGGAUGAUCUCCCUCCCCUACCUGUAAACUUUCUUUGACAUAAUUGUUCAUAUCAAUGAAGGUGCUGACCAGCUCAAUACAAAGUUAAGCACAAGAUCUAAAGCUCUUGAAAAUGCCCGUGAAGAGAAGACUGAAUGUUAAUGAAUUUAAUGAGUCUGGCAAGUUUGUCUUAUCCCUUAUAAAUGUAGUGUUUCAUUGGAUUUAUUUUAUGCUAGGUGAUAUUAAGUUGAAAUAGUCUAUGAUGAAAUGUCCUCAUCCAUGCACAGAAUAUGAAUGGCAGCAAAUCUUUGGGCAAGAAGUUUGGAACUUAUUGGGAAAAGCCUCCCAGUAGAUUAAUUGUUCUUAUCAGGAGAUUUAGGGUAAGUCAUGGGUUGAGGUGUCAGAGAGUAAUAUCUGUUUGUUUUGUACAUGUAUAUAUCUAGGAAAUUUGUAACAAUACAUCUUUAAUAAUGUUAAAGUUUUUUUCAUUUUUAAUAUUUUAAACUAAAAACUGUACUUCAAUCUCAGUUUCUAAAAUUAAAAAUAAUUUAUACUGAUCUAUAUAUUUUUUCUUUUUGAAAGAUUUCAUUAAGACUGAUGGGUAACUUUCAAAUGAGGGUCACGUACAAAUAUCGGAAUGCGUGAGAUCCCAUGAUCUUGUGUAUUGAGCUUAUUGUUGAAAGGGAUUUUUGAAGGACAGAACAAUUACUCCAUGAAGAAUCUUCCUUUCUCUGCCUUCUGAGCACCAUCUUUAAUUUCCAUAUCUUCAAGUCUUGAAGAAGUUGAUGUUAAUUGAAGAACUCAUUUGUCUGGUUGAAAUAAAGCCUGUUUCUGUUGUGAUGUUUUUAGUGUAUAUGUUAUUUUCAUUUCUUAAUUCUCAUGUUUAUAGUAUCGGCUUUGUACCAUGAAAUGACUGUGUGUUGUGUUUUUGCUACUCUACAUUUCAAAAUCGGAGGCUUUCCCAUGAGUGUGGUAUGUUCCAAAACACUGUGUCUUCAGGUGAAGCUGUAGCCCUAUGCAUAGAUUUUUAAAAUAUAGCUUUAUUGUUUCUAUACAAGUGACUCCUUAAUGCCAACUAUCACUGCUAUAUUUGUUAAUUCCAAAGGAGUUUCAAAAUUUGGUCAUCACAAAUAUAUUUUAUUAACUUCUGUCUGGCUUUUAAAAAAUUCAGGCAGCUAAAGUGUUCUUGAAAAGGGUAAGUUAAAAAUCUACAUAUUAUUUAUAACUAGUGCCUUUUGAUGGCCUCUUCUACUAUUCCUAUUCUCAUAUAUCAGGUAACAGCAGACCUUGGUUCUACAGAUCAUGGUUCUACAAAGGAAAUCAGGGCAAGUUAGUGUGACUGUAUAUUUUUUUAAUUAUCUGAAAUCACUUGAUCUCUGAUUACAAACUUUUAAAACAUUGGUGUAGCUGAGAAAAUAUAUUAUUCCAUUAUACGAGUAUCAGUUAAAUGUUGACUACAUAUAGCCAGCCUGUUUUUUACAAAAGAGAACUUGUAGCCUGAGGAUUUUCACAUUUACUUGAAUUACAGAAACUUUUCUUAGACCCAACAUCACAAAGAAACUGGAAAGACUAAAGAAUUUUGACCUUGUGCAAUAUGAAAUAAGAGCAUGGCUUUUUAUCGUGAGGCAGCUUCAGUCUGGGUCCAGCUUAGUCAGUUACCAGUGCAAAGAUAUGCUAAGCCUCUUUCUAAACCAUAGUUUCCUCCCCUGUAAAAUGGGACAAAUAAUAGUUUUACAUACAUAUUUAAAGAGCUCAGCACAGGGGUUGACAUAAAGUAAAUGCUUCAUUAAUGUAAGCUACAAUGAAAAAAUAAAUUAUUUAAACUAAUGUAUUAAAUCAGUAAUUCUUAACCUUCUGGAUUGUGGGAAACCCAUGUUACUAUGGAGAUGUUUCACCAGUCUCCAUAUGCUAAUACAUAUCCACAGCUCCUUGUCCACACUUCCAAAAUCCCAUACUUAGGAAAUCUAUCUUGACAACUCACUUGACAGCAAACUCUGACUUGAGCAUUAUUUCUCACAUGUAGUAUGGCUCUUCACAUGUUUUGUUGCAAGGCUCUUCAUGGGUUAGAUAACAGGAUACUGACUCUGACAGGGGUGUUAAGUAAUAAAUGAUUCUGAAUUGGCUGGGUGUGGUGGCUCACGCCUAUAAUCCCAGCACUUUGGGAGGCCGAGGUGGGUGGAUCACGAGGUCAGGAGAUCGAGACCAUCCUGGCUAACAUGGUGAAACCCCAUCUCUACUGAAAAUACAAAAAAUUAGCCGGCUGUGGUGGUGGGCACCUGUAGUCCCAGCUACUUGGGAGGCUGAGGCAGGAGAAUGGCAUGAACCUGGGAGGCAGAGCUUGCAGUGAUCCAAGAUCACACCAAUGCACUCCUGCCUAGGAGACAGAGAGAGACUCUGUCUCAAAAAAUAAAAUAAUAAAUAAAUAAAUGAUUCUGAAUUUUGAAACACAUCUGGUCCUGAGUUUUAGAUAAAGGGAUUGUGGAAAUAUAGUUGUGUUCUUCACCUUAUGCAGUAUACAUGGAUUCAGAGUCUCUGUUGGGAACAAUUGUUACAGGUAACUUAUACUUGAUGUCCUUCAGUCAUAGAAGGAAUAUUAAGUUACUCUGUGCCAGAAAGGAACUGGAGACUAAGAGGCAUAGGAUACAAUCCCCGCAGAGAAAGACAGCAAAAUAUCAAGCCAACAUGAGUCAUCAGGUGCCACAAGUGCCAUUCAAUCAUUCGUUCAUUCACAUUCAUAGCAGUAAACAGAACAAAGAUCCACCAUCACAGAGCUUAUAUUCUAGAAGGGAAGACAGAUACAUUACUAAAUAUAUAAUGUUAGAUCAGUACUACAAAGAAAAAGUAAGCUAGUGUAAAGGCUAAAGAAGAGGUAGUUCUAUUCAGAAAAAUGAGAAAGGGAGGAAUUUCUCAGGGUGGACAAAGACAGCCUCUCCUAGGAAGUGACCUUUGAGCAGAGAGUUGAAUGGAGGUGAGAACACAUUGUGUAAAUGUCUGAGAAGAUAUUUUUCACUCCUGGCAAAUGAAAAUAGGGAUUUGAGGACCUGCAAAGAGGUCAGUGUCUGGAGUGAAAAAUAGAAAGUGAUGGGAGAUGCAGUGUUGGGAGUAACCUUGAGCCAGGUCCUAUGAGAAAUCUGCAAGUGAGGGUAGUGGCCUCCACCCAGAAGAGAGGCUGGUCAUUUGUCCUCCACAAGGUGCUAGAGAAGGUUUCAUGGAGUCUUAACCGAAGAAUAGGAACCACUAAGUGGAGAGGGAGUGCUUUCCAAGCAGAGAGAGCUGGGUGAGCAGAAGUGCUGACGGAAGAAACCCCUUGGCUUAUUCAGGGACUGGAAGCUCUUUGCUAUAGCUGGUUUCCCCAAUCUCCGUAUGCUGAUAUAUAUCCACAGCUCCUUGUCCACACUUCCAAAAUCCCAUACAUGAGAGAGAAACCAGGUAGUGAGAAAGUGAGAAAGAGGAAGCAGCCCAACUGUGGAAGGACUUGUUUUCCAUGCUAACAUUGUGGACUUUUCCAUAGUCACUGUGGAGCCAUCAAAGAGUUUCAGGGAAAGUGAAACUAGAAAUGAUCUGGCUUCAAAGCGGUAAAGCAAAAUGCCCUGUUGAAGUAAAUGAGUAAACAAGUUAUGUGCUUUUGAAUAACUAACAUUAUUCCAUUUUUUCCCUAUUGUGCCAGACCUCAUGCAGUAGCUGCAGAGUGAACGAUGCUUUCGCUGUAAGUAGGAUGGUGAUAAAAAUUCUUGAGAACUUUCUCAGAGAACACAGGCUACUAAUAGCUACAACCCCACUAUGAGUCUAUUCAGUGAGUAAGAAGGUUUCAAUACCAGGAGUAUCGUAGACUAUCACUCACAAGAAUUGUUAGAAAGCAGUUUUCCUCGCAGUGAUCAGAAGAUGACCCCACAUUUGUGAAAAAGAUUUCAUUAGUGUGCAUUGUUUACUAUGCCUACCAGCUGCCCAUUCUUUUGCUCAUCUGUUUAAUUUUUAAUAAAUAUCAAUGAUCUGAGAGGCAUUGGGUAGCACUGAGGAUGCAUUCCGAUGUGAACAAGACUGCAGGAGCUCUGCUUUCAUUAGGCUGACAUUUAGUUGGUAGAGAUAAACUUGAAGCAUAUAAACCAAGAAAUAAACAAGAAAAUAUCAGAGAGUGAUAAGUGCUAUGAAGGAAAGAAACAAGGUGAUAGGAUAGAGAGGGAGGAGAGAGACUUCCUCAGUCAGAUGGUCAUAAAAUGCAAGUAUGAUUAAGUCAUGGCCUCAGCUUUUAAGGAAUGAUGCGCUCACCUUGCUUUCAUUCUUGCCACCUCAAUGAAAAUGAAAGAUGUUUUUGGGAAACUGAUAGCUAAUUUUCUUUUUCUUAGAAUAUUUAAUUUAGGUAAUAUGUAUUUAAAAUAAAGUUAUCAUGUAAAAUAA